GAAUGUCCAGGAAAAGGAAACACUCUAUUCUGAUGAAAUUAACGCGCCACCUUGAGUCACGAGAAAUCACCCAAUCACGCAGAGUACCAAGUCUUAUCUCACGUGACCCCCGCCAUUUCUCCACCUCCUCGGUCCUCGUCACUCUCCUAUACAUACAAAUAGUCCUAUCUCUCUCUGUCAUCUCCCUCCAUUUCCAAACCUGUAAAUCCAAAUUCCCUUUUGUUUCUCUUCCUCACGUUCAAAUUCCUAAACCCUAACCCUAACCUGAAUUCUUAUGUGAUUACUACAGUUUUUAAGGAGUAGCGUGAUCGGAAAAUGGAUUCUCCGGCGAACAAUCUGUACGAUACGGCGUCUCAACCGGACACGGGCAACGAUGCCUAUACAUUUUUGGAAUUCAACACACAGGGAGAGGAAUUCGAUUACCCUGAGUUUCACGAGCUUUCGCAGCCAAUUCGGUCGUCUGCGUGGCCUACGCCUUCCGAUUCCUUAGUCUCGGAAGCUCCUGAUCGGCUGCCGUCGUCAUCCGACGCUUCUCCUUCCGCCAAAUCACGUGGCGGUGGUGGAGGAAAUAGUAAUAGUAAAUUUAGUAGUAAUAAGGCGGCAACGGUGGCGGUGGAUGCAUUGGCGGCGGGAAUGAGCGGGUUGAAUUUUGAAGAGACUGGUGAUGAUGAGAGUUUUGAGUAUGGGAAAGGGGAUUUUGCUGUUGAACAUGCUUGCAAGUACUGUGGAGUAGCGAAUCCCGCUUGUGUAGUUAGGUGCAACGUGCCAUCUUGCCGCAAAUGGUUCUGUAAUUCGAGAGGGAACACUUCGGGUUCUCAUAUUGUUAAUCAUUUGGUUCGAGCGAAACACAAGGAGGUAUGUCUUCAUAAAGACAGUCCACUGGGAGAAACAAUUCUGGAGUGCUACAACUGUGGAUGUCGGAAUGUCUUUUUUCUUGGUUUCAUCUCUGCCAAGACAGAGAGUGUCGUUGUUCUCCUCUGUAGGGAACCAUGUCUAAGUGUUAACGCAUUGAAGGAUAUGAAUUGGGAUCUGAGUCAGUGGUGCCCCCUUAUCGAUGACAGGUGUUUCUUGCAGUGGCUCGUUAAGGUCCCGUCUGAGCAAGAACAGUUGCGGGCACGCCAAAUCAGUGCUCAACAAAUAAACAAAAUUGAAGAAUUGUGGAAGACAAAUCCUGACGCUACUCUGGAAGAUCUUGAGAAGCCAGGUGUGGAUGAUGAACCUCAGCCUGUUGGAUUGAAGUAUGAAGAUGCCUAUCAGUAUCAAAACAUAUUUGCACCGCUGAUCAAUCUUGAAGCUGACUAUGAUAAGAUGAUGAAAGAGUCUCAAAGUAAAGAUAACAUCACUAUUCGAUGGGAUAUUGGUCUCAACAAGAAGCGUGUUGCAUAUUUUGUUUUCGCGAAGGAAGACAAUGAGUUACGUCUUGUACCUGGGGAUGAACUACGAUUGCGUUAUUCAGGGGAUGCAGCUCAUCCAGCUUGGCAGUCAGUGGGCCAUGUGAUAAAAUUAACUGCUCAAGAAGAGGUUGCCCUCGAGCUUCGUGCCAGUCAGGGAGUUCCGGUUGAUGUGACCCAUGGGUUCAGUGUUGAUUUUGUUUGGAAGAGUACGAGCUUUGAUAGGAUGCAGACUGCAAUGAAAACUUUUGCAGUGGAUGAAACAAGUGUCAGUGGGUAUAUUUACCAUCACCUGUUAGGUCACGAAGUUGAGAUGCAGAUGGUCCGGAAUACACUUCCUCGCCGUUUUGGUGCUCCUGGUCUUCCAGAGCUUAACGCGUCUCAGGUUUUCGCUGUAAAAAAUGUUCUCCAGAAGCCGGUCAGUUUAAUUCAAGGUCCGCCUGGUACGGGGAAAACUGUCACCUCGGCUGCCAUCGUGUAUCAUAUGGCCAAGCAAGGCCAGGGUCAGGUUUUGGUCUGUGCACCCAGUAACGUGGCUGUGGACCAAUUAGCAGAGAAAAUAAGUGCUACUGGUCUGAAGGUUGUCAGGCUCUGUGCUAAGUCAAGAGAAGCUGUCAGUUCUCCUGUUGAGCAUUUAACCCUUCAUUAUCAGGUUCGUCAUCUUGACACAUCCGAGAAGAGUGAACUUCACAAGUUACAACAAUUGAAGGAUGAACAAGGAGAACUCUCCAGCAGUGAUGAGAAGAAAUAUAAAGCUCUGAAGCGGGCAACAGAGAGGGAGAUAGCUCAAAGUGCUGAUGUGAUUUGUUGCACUUGUGUUGGUGCUGGAGAUCCUAGAUUGGCGAAUUUUAGAUUCCGUCAGGUGCUCAUUGAUGAGUCCACUCAAGCAGCUGAACCUGAAUGCCUUAUUCCUUUGGUUCUUGGAGCAAAGCAGGUAACUACUGCAAUAUAUUUCAUAUUAAGGUUACUGUUAGAGAUAGUUAUGUAAUUAUCCCACAUUGGAAUAGGAGUAGUAUCCCCUUUGUAUAGAGUAGCUAUAAAUAACACAUCUUGUGUUGCAUCACAUACAAUAUAUCAAUGUAUAUCAUAUUUUCUCCCGUGUCUUCUCACAUGGUAUCAGAGCUAUCGUGAGAGAUUUAUCGCUGUGCAUAAAUUCCAGCGAUUCCGGGAAGUAAAAUCAGUCACCGGAACCCUUUUUUCCGGCGACUUUCAAAGUUGUUUUGUGUCUGCUUUGUCUCGGUCAGUGUUGUGCACAAAAUCCAACACUACCACAAGAGUAGUCAGUCCGGCGACCAAAUCCCAGUGAAAAUCUCCGGCGGUACUGUAGCUGUCCAAAGAAAAUUUUCCGGCGAAGUUCCAACGUUGCAUGGGCCACCUUCCGGCCAUUUUUUGGCGACGACUCUUCAGGACAGAUUGUUUCCCUUGCAAUUCCGAGCCUACCCAUCCAGGUUACACCAAAUUCCGACCACUUUUUUAUUUUUCCGGCGUGAAUAGUGAUUU
Messenger RNA from Nicotiana tabacum (common tobacco), 2891 nucleotides. Lineage: Eukaryota; Viridiplantae; Streptophyta; Magnoliopsida; Solanales; Solanaceae. The record is from RefSeq and is a predicted model, not a curated record.